Messenger RNA from Plodia interpunctella (Indianmeal moth), 4160 nucleotides. RefSeq lists its product as uncharacterized. Bases 327 to 1478 code for a protein of 383 amino acids. The record is from RefSeq and is a predicted model, not a curated record. The transcript has 8 exons. Lineage: Eukaryota; Metazoa; Arthropoda; Insecta; Lepidoptera; Pyralidae.
CGGCAGUGUAUCGGUGGCAGCUGACGCGACGCCCGUUUUCGCCUCGUCUUUGCUCUAGAACCAACACGCGGUAUGUAGCAAAAAACAUCGACGCUACAGGUGCCCGUGCUGAUCGCCCGGCGCAUGAUAAAUGACACCGUGUUACCCAACGGGUUGAGUGCCAGGAAAUAGGCCGUAGUCGCGAAUAAACAAACAAUUUUUCGCGCGCUCCACGCCUGUUGCAAUCAUCAUCAGACAUGUGACAAAAAGUGAACAGAGGAAAUAGAGAAAAUAUGUCUAAAUUAAAGAAUAUAUUGUGAUAUAAAGUGCUAAAUCCAAGUGUGUACAUGAUAUUAUGGCAUAGAAAAAUAUUUUUGGAGAUGCAGAAAACAAGAAUCCCGUCAUGGGGCUUCUACAUUCCCUUUCUACUGUACGUUCUAAAACAAGGUUAUGGUCAAGCCACAGACCUGGACGUGCGGCUGGCGGCGCCGAGCUGGGUCGCGCGCGGGGGCUCCGCCACACUGCAGUGCCUGCACCAGGUGCCUCCUCAUCUGCUCUACAAGGUGGAGUUCCUCAGGUCCCAGUCUAAGCUGCUGCAGUACGUCCGCGAGAGAGUGCCACCCUUCACUAAUUACACGUUCAGUGGAGGAAAGUUGAAUAUGUCUUUGGCGACGGAGAACUCUAUAACCAUAGACAACAUGGACCCGUCUGCCUCGGGGCUGUACUGGUGCGAGGUGUCCCUGGAGACGCCCAUCUUCACAGCUGCCUCCCCCCCUCACCAGCUAACAGUCGUAUAUUCUCAAAAGCACCCUCCGGUCAUCACCUUCGGCAAGCCAGACGUGGUGGUGGGUGGUCUGCUCCGGGCGAACUGCACCAGCGCGCCGGCAGCCCCCGCGCCUCGCCUCACCUGGUACAUUAACAAUGAGAAGGUGAGUGACGACGCUGUGAGAUAUUUCUCAUACAGAGUGUCAAGCAUGACUCGCACCAAAGGGGGGGCAGGGUACCGACACAGGAAGCACCAACACCGGUACAUAGCUCCAGAGUUCAACUACACGGCUAAAUAUUGGGCCCUGGUGAGCGAGACAACCACCCCGCCACCAGCCAACCACAGCAAGCACAGUAAAUGCACCCUCAAGGAAGCCCAGAGCGAGGAAAUGUCCAAGAAUUCUCAUUUGGGACAGAUACAAGAGAGACAACGGACUCCGCCUGUGACGCCUGUGUCUCUGUGGGUGUCGAUAGCGGAGCUGAGGACUCCAGCCCAUGGCAGACUACAGCUGACCUGUACUGCUACUAUCCCUGACGAAGUGGGACCAGGCGAAAGAUUCGCCGACAUUAAGAAGCAAACUGUCGCCGUUGCGUUAAACGAACUCAGCUUGAAGAAGCCACACUCGGAGACCAGCCAGGCCAAUGCUACGUCAACUUGCCUUCACAAUUACCACCCACUAUGGCUCGUUAGCUAUGGACUCAUUAUACGGGAGUUUUCGCUCCAAUUAAAUUGAAUAAAUUGAAGAUUUGCUUCUACCAUCUUGUUCAUAAGUGAUUCAUUUGUCACUUACAUACUGCUACUUUUUAGAUUUAUUUAAGCGUUUAUAAAAAUAUGUAACGAAGUUAUAUUACAUUUUUAUGCCCCAUCGUCUCACUUUCAAGGUAAAAAUGGUUGUCCCGUUUAUGUUUGCUAGAUUCUACGAAUUGUUCUAUUAUAGAUAUAGAUUUUUAUAUAUUUUAAACAUACGUACCUUUUUACCUGAAUUUUCAAGUUACUGUGUUCAAAUUGUUGUGAAAAUAGCGAUUUGCACUUAAACAUUCAAAACACAAAAAACAAUUAACGAGUAUCAAAUGUUAUUUUAAUUAUCCUAAAUAAAAGUUGUUUUACAUUCUUGAGCUUCGAUAGAGUCAAUUAUAUAUGAUAAUGUUCAUAAAAAAUACUAAGUACUUUGUGAAAAUUUUAUGACAAUAUGUUAUAAUUUUUAUAUGAUGAAUCGAAAUAUCUGGUUUUUGUUUACAAUAAAAAAUAUAUAUUUGCCAUACCAUAUUAUUCACAUUACAAUAAAGUCAUACAAUUUUAAUGUAUGUGAUUAAUUAAGUAUGUACCUAUUAUUUAAUUUCAAAUAUGUAUUCUGAACACAAAUGGCAUAUAAAAUUUUUUAUCAAUACCUGCUCAUGCUAUUGUAUAAGAAUAUUAAUAAAUAUCAUUAGCAAAAUUGAAUACAGAUACAAUACACUAAUUUGACGUAUCCAUGGUAAAUUAUUCUGUAGAUACUUACGUUGAUAACAUAUUUUCUACAAUUUGGAUUUUGCCAAAUAAAACAAAAACACCUACAAGAAUAAAAAGUGAAUAUGCCUUCAUAAAAUGAAGUGUUUAGAGUAGAUUUGAAAAUAUUAGAGAUUUAAUAGUAAUUGUUGUGUACUUUAAAGACCCGUUUACCUAGAAUUAUUUAGUGUCUGAUCCCUCUUUUAAAAUAACGGAAAUAGGUCCUUGUCAUAUUAAUUAAAAUAAAUUGAAUUGAUAAAAAAAAUUAAACCAGUUUUCAUGCAUACAUUUCGGCUUAAUAAUAUGAAAGAAAAUGUAAAAAGAAAGUUUUAUGUCAUAUUUUCCUCAUAUUUUAUUUUUUGUUAAGGAUACCUCAAGACGUUGUCCUAAAAGUACCUAAUUAAUUACGGUUUCAUGUCACUAUUUCCAAUCACAUUAUUUUCUCACUUUGAUAUUACGUUAUUUUAAUCUGUUCUUAAAUUAAUACCACUACAGGAUGGUCAAAUUAAAAAUAAAUCAUUCCCCUCCCUCCAUUCUUUGCUGUCGAGCAAGAUGACAUUAAAACAAAAUAGUAAAUUUUAUUUAGAUGCAUUUAGAAUGUUGGAGUAGGUCUAGGUGAAUUAAAUAUACAUAAAUAAAGGUGACAAUAACCAUUAAAAGGUAAAAUAGGCUAUUUAUUAGUUUUUGUGUAAUAUAUUUACUGCUUUUUUAUUCUGUCGCUUUACUCUUUUAGGACAACAUCUGAAAAACUUCAAAAAUUAAAUGUUAGACUAACCAAAGAUAUUAUUAUGUUUUAGUUUCUGAUUAGUUAUCGAGAGCACUCUACUGUGUUCGUAAUCGUAACAUAAAAUAAUAAUAUUUCAUGUGAAUUACAAAUAAGAAAAUAUUUUGAGAUUUCGAUUAUUACCUGUAUUUGGCAGAAUAUUUUCGAUAUCAUUAGUGUUACGCUGUAAAGCAGAAAUAUUUAUAUUUAAAUUAAUUGCCGGAAAAGAGUCGACGGAAAGAGAACACGACGUUUAUUUUGUUUUUUUUUUCCGAAGAAUAUGCCAAAACAACAUAUACAAACUUACAAAAAUUUCAUCUUUAUAUUGUAGAUUGUUUUUUGGUGAUUUUUCUGUGUUUUGUAUUACGAUGUAAGAAGUAAUAUAAUAGUAAAGCGGUAUUAAAAAAGCAAUCUACUAUUAUUACUAUAUUUUCAUCUUAAAUACACACGACAGGAUUUCCAUGAAAACCCCUACAAAAAUCACUCAAUAGAAAAUGAUUUCGAGUUUUCCCCUAAUUUUAUAACAUUUCACCGACUUCUUAGUUAUAAAGUUCUCUUUCCUUAUAAAAAAGUCGAUUCUUUAUUCCGGUGUUGAAAGUCUUCCUGCAGCUCUUUACACUGACUAUUGUAGAAAAUUUAUUUGUUAGGCUAAACAUGUGAUAAGUUACAGAUAUAAUGUGUAUAUUAAAGUAAAAUAUAUUUUCAAUUAGAUCGAUUGUAAUCCACGUGCUACUGUAAUUAAAAUAUUACGUGUAUAUUGAUUAUAGAAUAGGUACCUAUUCUACCAACUUAUAUAGUGCAGUCAGACCGACAAUAGCUUAUUUGCACAAUAAAAUGGCAGAGUUCAUUUAUAAGAAUAUUGUUAAAAUUUAUUUAAAUUCCACUAUUUUACUUUUUUAUAUAUAUAGUUUUUAUAUAUACAUAUAUUUUAUUUUAUUCCUUUACCUUGAACUGCCCUGUCAUUUUGUAUUCAGUUUUCUGAGCAUGUACUUGAUGUAAUCGAAAAAUACAAUAAUGAAUUUGUCAAACUUUUUUUAACUGAAGUAAUAGAAUUAAACUAUAUUAAUGUAAAAUAAGCCAUUGUUGGUUGCUAAUUAGCAUUUAUGGGUACUUAAAAUUAAAAAAUACUAUCGCACGAUGUCAGUGAUGAAAUAUUAAAAAUGCUUG